AAAGGCAAAACAAAGCUUUCAAGCAUGAAUAUUUGGAUGGCUACAAGAAUUCAACGUUGAGCGUCAUGCUGACAGUGCUAAUUGAAGACUUUUUGCCCGACCUUUAUUUCAAAUACAUCGAAUUAAAUACGAAAUUGCAGAGCAAUUACAGGCAGUACAAUUCUGAUGUCCCGUCAUACCUUCACGAAAGACCACACACUAUGAUUAGGCAUUGUAUGAAAAGACUUGCAUCGUCAGAAUAUACCCUUGCAUCACACAUCAUGGUUGUUGACGAAAUGCAUGGAAUUUUCAAAGUUCGUAGUCAAGACGUAUGCAAGUUUUAUACAUUGUCGUUUGGAAGUGAUCCAGGUGAUCUGACAAGCUGUGAUUGUUAUGACUGGGAAAGACACAGGUUGCCAUGUAAGCACUUCUUUGCGAUUUUCAAGAACUUUCCACUUUGGUCAUUUGAUAAACUACCGAAGUCGUACACGGAAUCUCCAUUUUUAACAGUUGAUCGAAUAGGUUGCACGUUUGUAAUGGAAACAAAGCCAUUUGAGGUAAGCCAAUGUCACUCCGAUGAUUCUUUACAAACCGUCGAAGCACCAGAGGAAAACGAAAUCCACGUAACUAAGGACAAGAAUAUUUUUCCCACCAUUGUAGCUGAGCUAAAACGAAAGCCAUCUUCACAUAGAACAGAAGCCGCAAGGUGCAGAGAACGGUUGGGACACAUAAAGAAUUUAACUUAUGUUGCUGAGGGAUGGGGAAAUGGCAAUGUUUUGCAUGAAGUAAAGGUCAAAUUGGAUGAAUGUUAUAAAAUACUGACUGAUGUUUCUCCAAAGGAAAAUGGUUUAGUGUUGGAAGUGCCAGAUAUAAAGAAAUCUGCCCCAAAAUGUAGCGUCAAAAAUAGCAAGUGUUUAGUAAAUCCGUUUAAACCCAUCCCAAAACCGGCAAAGAAAAAUCCCUGGUCAUGUCGAAGUGGUGCAAAAGCACCAACUUUAAAAAGAAGUUAUGCUUCAAAAUUAACAGAAAUAGAAGGAAAGCAAGCAAAGAUUGGACGAAAUGAUUCAAAUAUUGUGACAGAUGAAAUAAACUCUUCCCAUUACAGACCUAUUGAGCCCUUGAACAAAGAAUCAGGUGAUAAACUGGAAAAGAUCGUUCAGACCCCAAAGCGUGGAUUUUUUAAAAUUAGUAACAUUGACAUAAAUAUAAUCAUCACCAGAAAAGAGUUAACAGAUCACAUCAUUGGUGCUGCACAUGUUUUGCAGAAACAAUUUCCUGCCGUACUUGGUUUAGAAAACACAACACUUGGCCCUUUUACCAAUUUUUCUGUACAUCGGGGUACUUUUUUCCAGAUUCUCCACACAGGUAUUCAUCACUGGGUAUUGGUUUCAAAUAUUGACUGUCAGCCUGCUUCAGUCAAUUUAUAUGACAGUUUGUACAAUGGAAGAGUCAGUUCUUUAACAGAAAAACAAAUUGCCAACCUACUCCAUGAGCCAACACCAUCAAUCACAAUCAACAUACCACAUGUCCACUAUCAAUUCAAUUACGUUGACUGUGGGGUGUUUGCAAUUGCAUUUCUUGUGUCAUUACUUUUUAACCAAGAUCCAACAACUUUGAUGUAUAAUGAAGGUUCCAUGCGAUCACACUUGUUGAGUUGUCUGAAAAAAAAAUGAGUUCACUCCUUUCCCUUUGACAAAGAAAAGGAAAAUUGAUGACAAGAGUCAAAUCCAAAGAAAAUUGAAAUUUUCACUGAUGUUCAACUGGCGAAUGCCAUAGAACCAGAAAGAUCUUGAAAACCCAGACCUAUGGUGUACUCAGUGUGACAAAUGCUUGGAGUGGUUACACAAAAAGUGUUCACCAACAAUGCCAGAUUCAGUUUUCCACAAGACAAAUGUCACUUGGAAGUGUCCAAAAUGCGUAUAAUGAAUCAAAAGAAUAAAAUGCUUUAGAGGAAACUCAAAGUUGUAACUAUAGAAAGAAUUGUUAUAUUUUGUAUUCAAUUGUAAGAGUUUCUCUGGAUUUUUAUUAAAGUGCUUAUAUUACGAA
Molecule: messenger RNA, 2025 nt
Organism: Xenia sp. Carnegie-2017
Lineage: Eukaryota; Metazoa; Cnidaria; Anthozoa; Malacalcyonacea; Xeniidae
Exons: 2
Coding region: 66-1652 (528 amino acids)
Molecular function (GO): zinc ion binding
Source: RefSeq, a predicted model, not a curated record